Messenger RNA from Hansenula ciferrii, 6867 nucleotides. RefSeq names its product Tcb3p (gene TCB3). Gene Ontology annotation, molecular function: lipid binding. NCBI's taxonomy places the organism in Eukaryota, Fungi, Ascomycota, Saccharomycetes, Phaffomycetales, Wickerhamomycetaceae. The record is from RefSeq and is a predicted model, not a curated record. The coding region runs from base 1 to 6867 and encodes 2288 amino acids. The transcript is spliced from 5 exons.
AUGACAAGAGAAUUAGAUGCCGUUACUUGCUUCAAAGUUGCUGAAGUCAUAGCACUGAAUGAGUCAAGGAUUUUUCAAACGAUCAAUGAGGAAUUACCCAAAGAUUUUAACAAGAUGGUGUUGAGUUACGAUAAUGUAUUCAAAAGAAAUAUCAAAAAGUUUCCUUCAGGUGCUCAUAUGUGGAAAUCUUUGAAAAAUUGUAAAAAGUUUCUUGAGACAGUCGAACCGACUUACCGUUUUAACGAGUUGGUGUUAUUGAUUCUGACAAACAAACAAAAGUUUAGUGAACAAAACUGGCUAAAUAUGUGGAAGCUAGCUGUCUUUAUUGAAAAUAUAACACCACCACAUACUGAAAACUUCAGAAAGGCAUCUUCAAAAAGUCAAGGAAGUCAGAGCAUAUCAACCAAAAGAAUGUUUCUAGGUAGAGACAUAGAUAUUAUUGUGGAUUAUGAUAAUGCAACAAGCUCUAACCAGAGGUUUUACGAAGAAAUAAGAGAAGGUUACAUGGAGUUCAUAAAAGAUGCAGAAAUUUUAUUUUCAGUGAAGCACCAGGCUAAAGCUUUGUCAAAAAAGGUGGUAGAUACUCUUUUAGUAUCCGUUUUAAAUUACACACCAGUGGGGUACUAUGAAAUCCAAAAAAGGCAUGACAUUAAGAACAUUAAGGAGGUCAUUUUUCAAAACUGUGUUUUGUACGGCUGCGUUAUUCCUUCAGUUAUUUUGUCACAGUUUGUUAACAACACGAGAAUCAAUGGAUCAUUUCAAAUAGGAUGUGAAGUCGGUACAGCCAUCCCUGAAGAUACUACUUCUAUUAUUAACAAACUAUAUAAUUCAAAGAAUUCCGGUAUAAUUCCUGAUAUUGUUAUACAAUCUAUUAGCGCUGCUAAGCUUACAGAGGUAAAAAGGCCAUACAUUUAUGAAUUGCUCCAGGGAGCUAUUGAUUAUGAUAGAGUAAAGCCUCAGUUCAGAGGUUUGUUGAAGCAAACCCUUGCUCAAAUUAUAAAGGCUAAUAGCUGCAAUAUAGGAAUACUGACCGACACGGAUACACAUCUAGUUUUAGAGGUACCCGCUGAUACAUAUUUAGAUCUUGUUAAAAGUGAAACCACUGACUCCGUUGAUAUUGAUGAUUUAAUCUUCAAGUUCAGGGUAAAUGGAUUUAUAAUUAGAGGAUUCCAAAUCUAUGACCUUACAGUUAAAGAACUCACUCAAAAUGAAUGUCAUCUAGUUAACUUUAAAUUACUCUUGUGUUCGGUUAUUUCUAAAUACAUAAGAUCCUCCAUAUUCAAUUCAAAUAAAGAAGCUGAUCAUUGUUUAGAAGAUACUAGACCAUAUAAUGAAGAGUCUUUCGAUUUUAGGAACCAUAAUGAAAUGAAGAAUAGGUACAAUAAUUUACAAAAAUUCCAAGAUGAUAUGAUAAGGUUGGAUCAUGAAUCAGAUCGACAAACUAGUACUCCAGACGUCCAAAGUAGUAGUGAAGGCCACAGAAACAUUCAUUUCGCUGAAUUAGCUCCAGAAAAUAGUCCUCAAAUUGAUGAACAAUCAUGCAGUGGUGCAAUUAGAUUGUAUGAACCAGCUGGUCAAGCUGUUAAUUUUCAAGACGGUAUUAGUUAUAGGCCAGAAUUUCAUUAUAGACCUUUUCCCACCGAUCCAGCUUAUCAAUUGAAUACUCCUACAUUUGAUCCUGAAGCUAAAAAUGCUAAAGAUAAUUACGAGAUAUUGUCUGAAAACAUGACGUCUUGUACACAAGUUCUAAGAGUCAACACCGGUGCACUGAUAAGCAUCCUACAUAAUUUUGGAUUAGGGAUUGAGCCUAGUCAAAUUACUCUUUUAAAACAACUGUCGGCGUUUAAAAAGUGGGAAUAUAUUAUUAUUAAAUGUAUUUCAAAGCAAUUGGUAUUAAUGUCUGAAAAGUAUGAAAGGGAAAAAGUUUUUAAAUCAUUUGACCAAGUCUACCGUGAAUUUUGUGAUGUAUCUCUUCAAAGUGAGAUCAACACUCUCAAUAGAAUCAACAAAUACAAUGAUAGCAUUGAAGACCAAAGUGAACAACUGAAUGUUCCAAAAUUACUAUUAAGGGGAAUAAUACAAACGGGAGAAGGCUCAAUAUUGGAGAAUGAGCAAUUUAUUGCCUUAGAACCAAUAAACUAUAUUCAUAACCAUCCACAAAAUAAGCAGGAACAACCUGAAGAGGUUAAACAAGAUGGAUAUAACCUGAUAAGGAAAAUUAAUAGUACUUUGGGCAUUAAACACAAUGAUAUAUACCCAAGAAAUAUCUCAAUUGACCCUAAAACAAAUAAAGUUUUGAUCUUUGAUUUUAAUAAAUCAGAAAUUGGUGAACCUUUUGAAUUUUCAAAUGAUUUCAAGAGUAAAGAUGUUGACAAUUUAAGAUUAGCUUUUGAAGGUAAACAUGCAUUGUUGUAUAAAUAUGGUGAGCUCUCCACCUUCGAUUCUUUUGAAGUUGGUACAAGAACAGUCGUCAGGGCCCUUAAACCACUAAAAUCAAAUAGUAAUCAAAACAUCGUCAAAACAAUUGUAAUUAAAACCACAAGCUUUAUUACCAUCGCUUCAAAAGAUCCUCAAAGCCCUUCCACAAUCAACCAAAUUUCAUCUGAGAAACUACAGCCUAAAAUUUCAGUUAGGGCAACAGCACCUGUUUUAAUAGUGGACAUUGCUUCAAAGUUCAAAAACAAAACUACAAAACAAUCAUCAACACGCUUUGAAAGUUGGUUUAAACAAAAAAAUGCUCAAUCAACAGCAAAAGAUGCAGUUAAUGGUGUUCAAAAACAAUCUUUAAACUCAAUUCCUAAUGGAAAUGGAAAUGGAAAUGGUAAAAAUCCAUCUGUACUAAACGGUGACUCUAAUGGUGUUACCAAAGCUGGUUCUAAAUUGAGUGAUGUCAAAGCUUCAAAGGGAAGUAAUACUUUAAAUGUUCCAAAACAACCUGAACAACAAUCAAAAUCAACAAAAGAAGUUAUUGAUAGAUCAGCUAAAGAACCAAUUAGUCAAGAAAGAUUUCCUUGGGAAAAAAUUGGUGGAUUUCAAGAAAAGGGUAAAUUUGAUCCUUCUUUUGUUACUGAAGCUCAAAUUAUCAAAACUUAUAUUAUUGAAACUUUUUAUUCUGAUUGGUAUUGGAGUACUGGUUUAGUUAUUGGUACUUGUUUCUUCUCUUGGUUAAUCGCUAAAUGGGGGUUUGGUAUCUUUGGUUUAAUGUUUGUCCUUUUAGGUACUGCUUCUGUUUAUCGUGCUGAAUUCCGUCGUUUCUCUAGAAAUAUUAGAGAUGAUUUAACAAGAGAUGCUGCAGCUGAAAGAUUAGAAAAAAAUUUCGAAUCAAUGGAAUGGUUAAACUCAUUUUUAGCUAAAUUUUGGGUCAUCUAUAUGCCUGCUUUAUCUGAAACUGUUAUGACUAUUGCUAAUGAUGUCUUGAAGGAUGUUGCUCCAGGUUAUGGUAUUGAUGCUUUAACUUUAGAUGAAUUUACUUUAGGUUCUAAAUCACCAAGAAUUGAUUCUAUUAAAUCUUAUACCAAAAAGGGUAAAAAUGUUGUUGAAUGGGAUUGGGCUUUUAGUUUCACUCCUGAUGAUACUUCUGAUAUGACCAAGAAUCAAAUUGAUAAAAAAAUUGAUCCAAAAGUUGCACUUGGUGUUAGAGUUGGUAAAGGUUUUGUUUCUAAAAGAUUACCAAUUUUGGUUGAAGAUAUGUCUGUUGCAGGUAGAGUUAAAAUCACUUUAAAUUUAUCAUUAAAUUUCCCUCAUAUUAAAAUUGUCUCUGUUCAAUUAUUAGAAGCUCCAAAAAUUGAUUUCGGUUUGAAACCAGUUGGUGGUGAUACUUUUGGUUUAGAUAUUAUGUCAUUGGUCCCUGGUUUGAAAACUUUAAUUACAACUUUAAUUAACUCUAAUGUGGGUCCGAUGCUUUAUGCUCCAAAUCAUUUAGAUGUCGAUGUUGAAGAACAAAUGGCUGCCCAAGUUAAAGAUGCAAUUGGUGUUGUCGCGGUUACCGUUAGAGGUGCUGAAGAUUUGAAGUCAAAUGAAAAGGAAAUCAAUCCAUAUGUUCAAUUACAUUUGGAAAGUGAAGCUGAUAAAUUUGUUCGUACUGAAGUUAAAGCUGAUACUAAAUCACCACGUUGGAAUGAUACUAAAUAUAUUAUUGUUAAUAGUUUAGAGCAAAAAUUAAGUAUUGAGGUUCAUAACUUUAUUUUGGAAGAUAAAAAAGGUUCUCUUAUUGGUUCUCAUCUUAUUGAAUUGGCUGAUUUGUUACAAACUGAAGCUAUUGUUGAUAAGACUGGUGCUAUUGAUUUAGCUGGUAAAAAGAAAGGUUCAUUAAAUUAUGAUAUUCGUUGGUUCCCUGUUAUUGAAAGUGAAAAAUCAUCCGUUGAAGAUGAAAGUAAAGAAGUUGAAACUCCUGAUACUGAAGUUGGUAUUUUCAAACUUGUUGUUCAUCAAGCUAAGAAAUUAGAUUAUACUACUUCUUUAACUGGUCAACUGAAUCCUAAAGCUGAAGUUUUCGUUAACGGUAAAUCAACAAAGAAAUUUAGAACUUUAAAACGUGCUAAUGAACCAUCAUGGGAAGAAAAUUUGGAAAUGCUUGUUACUCAAAAAUCAAGUACCAAGAUUAAAUUUGUUAUUAGUGAUAGUGGUAGUGAUGAAGAUAUUAUUGCUUCAUUUGAAGAAAGUUUAGAUACUUUAGUUUUCAACACUUUAGAUGGUAAUGAUGUUUUUGAAUUAAAUCCACAAGGUAAUGUCCGUAUCACUGCUACUUGGAAACCAGUCUCCUUGAGUGGUGUUUCUGCUGCUGCUAAUUAUGUUCCUCCAAUCGGUGUUGCUAGAUUACACUUGAGAGAAGGUCAUGAUUUAUUGAAUUUAGAAAAAGUUGGUAAAGUUGAUCCUUAUGUUAAAGUCUUAUUGAACAAUAGAUUAAAACAUCAAACUGUUUUCUAUCCUGAUACUCUUGAUCCAAACUUUAAUGAAGUUAUUUACUUGCCAAUCUCAUCUCAAAGUCAACAUGUUUCUUUAGAAGUUAUGGAUGAACAAAAUCUUGGUAAAGAUCGUUCAUUAGGUUCAUGUGAUUUCCCAAUCGGUAAAUUUAUCAACAAGGAUGAACAAGGUAAUUACUUGUUUUAUGAUGGUUCCAACAAGAUUUUGAAAUCUGAUGUUGCUUUGAAAGGUAAAGGUUCUCAUGGUACUCUAACUUAUUCUGUUUCAUUCUUACCUGCUAUUCCAGUUUAUUCAUUAACAGAAUUGAAAGAAUUGGAUGAUAAAAAGGAAAAAAUUGCUGAAAAGAAGGAGUUAGAAGCUAAACAAUUGAAAGAAUGGGAUGAUUUAUAUAAGAAAAGUCCAAAUGAAUAUGAAUGGAUUGAAAUCGCUGAUGAAGAUGAAUUUAAUGAAGAUGCUAAAGAAAAACUUUCUCUUGAACAAUUGUUAACUUAUAGAUCUGGUACUUUAGGUAUUAACAUCACCAAAGGUAAAACUAAGAAGGCUGAUACUUUUAUUCAAGUCCUUGUUGAUGAUUGUGGUUCUCCUGCUUAUGUUUCUGGUAGAUCAAGUGCACGUAAUGUUAAUCCAGAUUCUGGUGAAGCUUUUAUCCGUGAUUUACCAAACUCUAAAAUUGUUUUCAGAAAUACUAAGAAACAAAAUGUUGAUGAAAAAAGUCAUCUUCUUGGGGAAUCUGUUUAUAAUACUAUUGAUUUAUUACAAAGAGGUUAUUAUGAACCAAUCCGUGUUGGUAUUGAUGGAGCUGAAAUUUAUGUUAGAUUUGAAUAUAUCCCAUCUGCUAUUAAAUUACCACCAUCUGAAACUAUUUUAGAUACUGGUAAGGCAAAAAUUGAAUUUUUGGAUGGUGAAGAUUUACCUUCACAUGAUCGUAACGAAAACAUUAGCCCAACUUGGAAUGAAGGUCAAACUGUUCCAAUUCCUUCAAGAGCUAGAAGUAAUUUGGUUUUAGCUGUUCAUGAUUGGGAUAGAACUGGUUCUAAUGAUUUAUUAGCAUCUACACGUCUUGAUAUCUCGCAUGUCAAACCAUUAACUUCAGAAAUUGUUCAUGUUCAAUUACAACCACAAGGUACUGUUCGUCUAAGAGUCUCAUUUGUUCCUGAAUAUAUUCGUCCAGAAAUCGGCGCUUCAGAAUUUGGUGUCAACUUGUCAUCAAUCGCAGGUGCACCAUUGAAAGCUGUCGGUAUGGCUGGUGAUUUAGCUACAGGUGUUGCAGGUGCCGGUGUUGGUGUUGUUGGUGCUGGGGUAGGUGCCAGUGUUGGCGCUGUUGGUAAAGGUGGUUCCUUAUUCAAGAAUGUUCUUACUGGUAAGAAGUCUAAGAAAUCACUAGAUCAACCUCGUGGUUCUACAGAUGGUGGAUCCCCAUAUGCUAAUGAUGUUCAAUCUAUGAGAUCUGGCCAUUCUAAAUCCACUAAAUCUAAAGAAGAAGGUGGUGCAUUAGCUGCAGCUCAAGAAGAAAAUGAAGAAACUGCAUCAACCUAUACCACACAAGUUCAAAAUAAAAAGGUUACUAAAGGUACUUUGAUUAUUCGUUCAGCAACUAAUUUAAGUGGACAUGCUCAAGUUAGAGUUUCAUUAGCCAUUAAUGAAAAAUUAAAAGAUAUUUAUAAGACCAAGACUGGUAAAGCUGUUAAUCAAGUCAUUAAUUGGGAUGAAGAAACUACAUUUGAAGCUCCACAAGAUGCUGAAGUUGUUUUCGGUGGUGUUGUUCAUCAUAGAUUAUCCAAAGAUCAAGAAAUUGGUACUGGUAGUAUUAAAUUAACUGAAGUUAUUGAUAGUCCUCGUGACGUUGAAAUCCAAGUUGGUCAAGGUACUUUAAUUGUCGCUUUCAGAUAUAGUCCAGAACCAGAAGAAGGUCAAGAAGGUACACCUCCACCACCAGGUUGGUAG